GUUGAAGGGUCAUUUUUCAUUUCCCUUCUGAUACACGGAGCCCUCUCAUAAGGGGAAGAAUAGCUGCGUACUAUUUGCCCGAAUAUUCCUGAUCCACCCUACGGCUGGCUAGAUUGACUGAAGAAAAGCACGACCAUUGACAAUCCUGGAGCCAAAGUACAUAGAAGUGAUCUGAAAUGAAGCAGUGUGGUGCAAGAUGACAUUGGGCCCUCUGGAUUUCAUCAACACCAGAUCCCAGUGGAAUGGUCUCCUCAGACCCCCGACCUCCUCGCCUGAGAUUUGAGGGGGAACAGGCAGCAGAGAUCCAGUAAGUUUCAGGGUGUCUGGACAUCUAGGAGGACGUAUUAUACAUUCUUGUGAUCUUACUUGACCAAUCCUCAGAAAUGAUAAAGAAGGACGUGGGUAAAGGCUGUCUCUGGACCCCCCUGAGGAUUUUUGGAGUGACUAUAUUUAUUUUCAUCUCCCUGGCUGGAAUCGGGGUCACCAUUUGGGCCGUAGUGACGUAUGUACUGAAGAACGAGAACUCUAAUCUGUAUGCAGUCCAGGUGAACCCUCCAGAUCACCGGCUCACCGUAUACGAUGAACAAGAAAAAACAUGGCGGCUGGUUUGCUCUUCUUUAGCCAACGCAGAAGUGGGGAUGCUAAGCUGUGAAGAGAUGGGCUUUAUCAGGUCCAUGAGCCACCAGGUGCUUUCAGUGGAGAUCGCAGGAGCGAACGGCACAUCAGGGUAUUAUUGCAUUCAGAAAUCUCUGUUAGGCAGCGCCAAAAGACUUCAUGAUGUGCUGACCGUCUGCGAGUGUCCGAGUGGUCAUUUUCUCUCCGUUCAGUGUCAAGAUUGCGGACGGAGGAAGAUGGCCGUGGACAGGAUUGUGGGGGGGCAAGAUGCCGCACUUGGUCAGUGGCCAUGGCAGGUCAGCUUACGGUACGACGGGACCCAUCUCUGUGGUGGCUCCUUGAUAUCCAGUGAGUGGGUCCUCACCUCGGCCCACUGUUUUCCAGAGAGGAACCGCGUGGUGAGUCUUUGGAGCGCGUUUGCUGGGGGCGUAUCGCAUGUCUCCUCCCGCGGAUACGUGCAUAGUGUGAAGAGUGUUAUAUACCACGCCGGAUACUUACCCUUUAUAUACACAGACAGUGAAGAAAACAGCAACGACAUAGCCCUGGUGCAUCUGCUCACCCCGCUCACACUCACAGAGUACGUUCAGCCGGUUUGCCUUCCUGCGCUGGGUCAGCAGAUGGUGGAUGGAAAGGUGUGCACAGUUACCGGGUGGGGUAACACUCAGUAUUAUGGUCAACAGUCGGACAUCCUGCAGGAAGCAUCGGUGCCUAUAAUAAGCAGUGCUGUCUGUAAUCAACCAGAUUAUUAUAACAAUCAGAUCACUGGGAAGAUGUUCUGCGCUGGAUAUCCCGAGGGUGGGACUGACGCUUGUCAGGGAGACAGUGGAGGCCCUUUCGUUUGUGAAGAUACCAUCUCCCGCACUUCAAGAUGGCGCCUGUGUGGAAUUGUCAGCUGGGGGAUAGGCUGCGCUAUGCCAAACAAACCUGGGGUAUAUGCCAAGGUGGAUCAAUACCAACACUGGAUUUACAGAGCCAUGAAGACCAAAUCUGAAGAGACUGGAAUUCUUGAGAUGCAGUGAAGAAAGAUCAAGCUCUACAGUCUGUCGAGACAAGACAAUUCUGGACUCACGUCUGAUACAAGACGACCAUUUUUUGUUGUUUUUGUUUUUGUUUUGCAGCAUCUGAAGAACUUUUAGUAAGCGCUAUGAGAGACUAAACCCUAGCCCUUGAUGUCUGUUCUCUUUCUUAUGCCAUGAUAAGAUGUCACUUCAUAAGCUGCUACAAUGUUACAACAUUAGUUACAAAGAACUCAGGUGUAUGAUUAAAUGUCCAUCCGCAGCCAUCGUCAAAUUGAGUAUCAGCUUGCGGUAAAAGCACGCAUACACUUUACCUAUAGUGAUAAAAAUACUUUGGUACUAUUAUAGUGUUACUUUCAAUAAGGUUUGAUACUUUAUACAAAUUUAGUCAUCCUUAUUGGACUUUCUUCAAGGACUUUGUGUUUUAUAGGAGAACUUUGUCCUUUGUGUAGAGGAGGGGAACUACAGAAAUGAAAAUAAUUGCAUCAAGUCAAGACAAGUCUUGAUGAAAGCUUGUCUCCUCUUGACUUGGUUGAGUGAGCUUAGUGGUUGGAUCUCAAAAAACCCUGAACUAGAAAAUACCAUGGACUGAUGGGUGGUCUUUUAAUUUGUUUUGGUUAAGUGAACUGAUUGGUUGGACCACUUGAGAGAGAAAAUAAAGUAGGGUGAUUUAGCAUGGUCCAAGAGACCAACCCUUUGAGAAGACUGCUCCCGGCCUUUUUCUAUGAGAGGAUUGUCUUCCACUUUUGGAGGGUGGUUUCAAUGGUAAAUGGCUGAAUGAGCUGAUUAGUUGGCUCAAAUGAAAGAGACUUGUUUGUGUCACAGUUGACUAGGGCUAUCCAAAGUCAGAAACUGACUAGUUGACCUGAAAUUCCUUCUAGCUUGUUUAGAGGUGUGCAGUUGACCAAAAUCUCUCCAAAAGAUCACAUCAUGAGAAGACCACCUAUGGCCUUCUCCUUUGGAUGUCCCUUCCAAUUGAUCCUUUCUUGAAAAAAAAACUGUGGUUGACGAUGAACAUUUUUAGCAAGACUAAUAUUUUAAGCUUUUGGUGCUCUUGAAUGUAUCUGAUAUGACCGUAAAUGCAUAAAAUGGUCAACGGUAAUUUUUCUAGGUGUUUGCUCGGCACCAAUGAAAAUAUUAGGUCCACUGGUUAUUGUCUAUUGGGAACAUCAUGGAAAUGGCUGGUUUAUCAUAGGAAACUUCAAACAUGGAGACAUAGAUAUGGAAUGACUAUUUUCUAAUAGGUGGUCUUGACAUCGGUUGGCCAUGGGUAGUCCUGCUUAUGGUUGGACAUAAUUGUGUAGGAGUAAAGCUCUGAUUAGAUGAGAGGGUCACCAGCUUUUUUUUGUCUUGAUAUGGUCUUCUGGUCAAUGAUAUGUUAGAGACGGAAAUGGCUCUUUCUAUGUAGCCCUCCGUUGUCUCCUGCUCGAACACCAUUAGGGUCCUCUAUGGCUCGAAACUAUUAAAGGGACCUCCAGUGCAUUAUAGAAUUCCCAGGUAACAGCUAUUAGAUCAGCGUUGCAAGAAUGGACUUCAAGCACUUUAUGGAAAAGAAAGAAUAUCUUCUUCUAAUCAAGGCAUUGUGGAAUACCAGUAACAUACACGAAUACCAAAGAUAGUUGUUUGUAUUGCUACGUUUGGACAAAAGAGGCCUGAAGAUUGUGGAGCCUCAUUAUUUUACCAAAGAUUUGUACAGAAGAAGUUAUAGGGGAUCGCCAGGACUACAAAAUUGCUGGGCUGUCCUUAAGAGAGGCCAUCAGUAUUACAUUGAGGGGGUCUCGAUCAGCUGAUUGAAGGGGUCAUGUCGUACAUUUGUCUGUUCCUGGUAUUAUAGCUCAGUGCCAUUCCCUGAAAUAGAAUUGAGCUGCUCUGAGGCUCAGCUGAUCAGAGGAAGUGCCGAGAGUCAGACCCCCCCUCACUGAUCUGAUGGUCAGGCCAGGUCAUCAGUUUGUAGUUCUGGAGAGCCCCUUUAAACUUUUGACAUUCAAUGUGUUGCCUGCACCAGAUCUACAUAAGUCACAAGUUUUAUGCUCUCCACACUGUAUAGUGAUUUUUCCAUGUACUCUUAUUAUAGUGUCAUUUCAUCUCUAAAUGCAGUUUUACAGUUUGCGAUCUACAUGUAACAUCAGAUUGUUUUACUUCAUACUCCAGCCACAUCCAGAGCUGCAUUCAAAAUUGUCCUACAUCUCUCUGCUGCCACCUUCUGGUUUAACAGCUGCACUGACUUUUCUCCUCUGUGGUUAUAAAACAUCCGGUGUCGGGGCGAGGACGAGCCUCCCCAGCAUCGCGGGUGACGCUAGAGAGUCUCGUUCCCGUCAUCGCCUGCCGUUGGCUGCUUCCCCCGCGCACAGGGAGAAGCAGCUGCGGCGUUGAGGGGACCAGGAGCAGCGCAGGUAACGGGGAGCCAGGUAAGUAGAUUCAGCGUGAGGGGCCCGGGCAUAUGGGGGACAUUUGAUAGUCUCGGAUAACUCCUUUGCUCAUAGUAGGUGUGGAUUUCAUGUUCUGCCUUUAGGACAGCCCAAAGUUAUUAAGGGCGGGUUCACAUCAGCGUUAUGAAUUCCGUUAUAACGGAAAAUAAUGGUAUUCGUAAGACGGAAUCCAAAGCGCAAACCCUUAGAGGCAUUCCGUUUUGAUCCGUCAUAAGACAGGUCUAGGGGCAGCACAACGGAUCCGUCCGGUUCCCGUAGCGUCCGGCAGUAGGCGUAGAAGAUGCAGCGUGUCCCAGAAUGGCGUGAGGCAGAGAGCAGAGCAUCACUGGAGCUCAUGUAAGCUGAUAGGGAUACGUCUGUGGAUGUAAUGUAACCUGCAACUGUGAGUGCAGCUUUGGAUGUGACUAGAGUAUAAGACAUAAUAUAACUCAUGUUAAUGCAGUAGAAAGUUACUCAAUGUUCUGUGUCGGUAUACACUGAAAAAUGAUUUUCCUAAGUGACCCAGACAGCAAUAAUGUCUCCUAAUGUACAUGUAAUUCCAACUGUCAAUACUUGUGAGCGAUGUAUGUCCCGAGCCUCGAAUAAAUGUACAGUUUAAAAUAAUACAGAAUAUCAUAUCAGA
Molecule: messenger RNA, 4682 nt
Organism: Bufo gargarizans (Asiatic toad)
Lineage: Eukaryota; Metazoa; Chordata; Amphibia; Anura; Bufonidae
Gene: HPN
Product: hepsin
Exons: 15
Coding region: 384-1634 (416 amino acids)
Biological process (GO): proteolysis
Cellular component (GO): membrane
Molecular function (GO): serine-type exopeptidase activity; serine-type endopeptidase activity
Source: RefSeq, a predicted model, not a curated record